CAGCUGUGAAUAGACCGUGUGAAUUGGAUGUGAUUGCGUGUGAUACUACACUAUUUUCUUGACAGCGGACAUGUUUCUUUGUGUUACUGGGAUAAUCCAAAAAGUAAAGCUGCAUUGUAUCAGCUGACAAUCAACCAUGUAAGCUCCAUCCUCCACACCGGACAAACAACAGAUUGAAAUUCAGGAUCAUCUAAGACCUGGGAUGGUGCUGUGGUGGCGCUGUGUAUGUUGUGGAGCAUCAUAAUCGUACGGAUGCUGCACUGAAGGAAGGAAAGAACUCAUGCAGUGGUGUGUUAGUCAGACACAAAGUUUAAUUUCGGCCUCACGAGUCCCCCAUACCCUGGUAUCAGUGACUGUCUGUGUCAGCAUCUCCAGGUUCUGUUCCCCGCAGUUUGUGCAACAACCAUCUCUCAUCCGAUGAUGAUGAUAACACGAGUGUGCUUCCUUGCAGCCGGCCUGCCAUGUGGACAGUAAGAUAAACUUGUGUUGCUACAGUGUCAGGCGCUAAAGGAAAAAACACUUAUACACACAUCCUUUUAUUUUUAGCAGUCUGGACGUCCCUCACUUCUAUAAACCAACUGACUUCGCCUUCUAAACUAAACAUUUCUUUGCCGAGCUGUGUGGAGGGACGCCUUGGACUAGAGGUGGCUUGACAUUGUGACACAUGGACAUUUUAUUUUAUUUUCCUAUUCUGCAUAACUUGAAAUGGAUCAUCGUACCAGCCUCGUUCUUGUGUGCGGAAUUUGUCAAGUUUUCGGAGUUAGAAUUAUUGGUUGUAUCAACGACAAGAUAGAAAUAUUGGAAGACUCGCCUUCUCCAGUCACGUGUGAAGACAUCGAUGACAUAAGCGAUGCUGUGUGGCGACAAGGAGAAGGGUUGAUAGUAGGAGUGUGUUCUGCUGAUGGCAUCUGCAGUAAUAACGUCCCCAACGACUUCAGACUCAGCAGGUCACCGAUGUCCACGAAGAGUCAGCUGACCCUUGUCCCUGGCUACCGACGUCACGCGGGUGUCACGGUCACGUGUCAGGACCAAGAGCUUUACUCCUUCACCACCUGUACUAUCGUUAUCAUACCAUCAGUGAGGUUACCAGCGACAGACUCGUCAUCAUCGGUGAAGCCAGAGACAGGCUCCAUGUCAGUAGCCACACUUACAGGAGCAAUCAUCGGGUCCAUUGCCAUCGUUGCUGUCAUCGUUGCUGUCAUCGUGUUGCUUAUCGUGCGACGAAGACGACGAUUACACCGUACAUCGUCCGAAGGAUCACUACCUUCAGAUGACUCUACCACAGGUCCGUCACACCGAGGGUUGCCAACCAUCCCGCCAGCCAUCCCGCCUUUCUAUCUAGACAACAAACAAACAGACACGAGCUCACACCCCACAGGCUCAGUCUACGAGGAACCAAUCCCUUUAGCCAACCACAGUCCAGGACUGACAGAGACACCAGUCCCACCAAAGCAGGAGGAUGACGUGUACAUCGAGCUGGACAUCGCUUACAGCGCCACCACUUGAUGCCACACCUUACACGUCCUCGUGAAGACCAAUAUGAGAACUCUUACAAUUAAUUAUUUCAAUGUGUUGCUUAGCUUCCAUCAUGUUACACUGUGUAUUCUACUUUAGUAUGAUCUUAUUUAGACUAGCUAUUAAUAUUAUUAAUUGCUAAUGUCUUCAUCUACAGAAGCCAGCUGACUAUUGGAAACUGCGAUCAUUUAAAAUUUUCUAUUGUGAUCAAAAGCAUGUAAUAAACAAAAAUCGAAUUUUUUAUACUUCUAAGGGGAGGGAAACCAAGUUUAUCAAAAUGACUCUGGUACUUAUGAGAAUGCGUUUCACCUCCACAAUGUCUCUUGACCAUUUUUAUGCUAUUUUACUUUUUAUUUAUAUUAUAUUGAUAUUUAUACAUAAAAGCCAAUAAUUUUAUAUUGAAUUCUGAAAGAUUUACAUGCUUCAAUAUAAAAAAUUACUACUGUUAUAUAUAUUUUUGUCAGGUGCAUGUGUCAUCUGUUAUAUAUGAACUGUUGUAAAUGAAUUUUCCCUGAUGAAUAUUACGGUGUUUUUUCAUCCAGAAAGAAGACAUAUCCAUCGUAAGUUUUAAAUCUGUAGAGGGAAACAAUUCGUGUUGCCCUUUUGUUGAAUAGUAAAAUAAUAAUAAUAUAUCUGUGGCGGUUUCCAACCAACAGCAGCAAGCUUUAACAAACGAUUGGAUGAUUGUUGUCUAAGACAUUGGUAGUAACCCCAGAUGGUAAUAACAGAUGGCGCUGUAGGUCUUUUGUCAUAUUUUGCAAAGUUUCAACGUUUCUGUAUCAAUAUUACUUCCUGUUCUGUAGGGUCAGCAGUACUACGGAUUGUUCUAAAACAUUCUGUUCAGGGGAAAGGAUGUUGAUGAGGUCACAGAAUGACGACUAUGUGUAAGCCAUAUAUUACAUUGUUAGUUUAUGAUAUGGAUUCCAGAAAUAUGUGAAUUUGAGAGUUCAUGUGAUUUAGUCAUUUUUACCAUGGAAAUUAUUCUUUAAAAAUGAUAAUUUAUAAAGCGUCCUAUCUAUACAAUUUCCUAGUUUAAGAAAACGAACCGAACGAGAAGAAUAUACAGAUAAAUGUAAGACCAAAGGUUUAUCUCAGGUUUAAAGGAAAUCGUCCCUGCCUCUUAGAAACAAGCGACCACGCCCUCUUCCUGUCUUGCUACCCUUGGGUUAGAAAUUUUACUCCUGAUGAUGUUAGUGGCCCCUAGAUAAUUCAAAUGAGGGAACAGGAAGAAACGAUUGCAGUUGUUUUCUUAUAUGAUACCAAUAUUAUCUCCUUAAGUUUCACAGGAUACUGUAGUAUUGUUUACUAUGCACACAAGAUACAAACUACCUUCCAACCAACACUAAACUUUUAUAUCUACCUGUCCUUCCCCACUAAGCCCCGACCCUACAUCGUCUAAUAUGUAUAAAAAAAUAAAUAGCUAGGAUACAAUAGAAAUGGUUAGUAUGAUAAACAUAAUUACAGCCAUUUGAAUGCUUAACCUAGUUACAUUACAAAACUAUACUGUGAUUUCUAUUAUAUAUGUAAAUUUACAUACAAACUUAUAUCAGACAGUAAAGGGAAGUUUUCACAAAAGUUAACUUCAUUUUCGACAAUAUGAUCUACUAUUAGAUAUUAUUUUCUAUUAUUAUUAAUACAUCAGAUUAUUAGAAACUGACUUUUAUUUUGUAAGGAUAC
Messenger RNA from Pomacea canaliculata, 3192 nucleotides. RefSeq lists its product as uncharacterized. The record is from RefSeq and is a predicted model, not a curated record. The transcript is spliced from 9 exons. The coding region runs from base 706 to 1506 and encodes 266 amino acids. NCBI's taxonomy places the organism in Eukaryota, Metazoa, Mollusca, Gastropoda, Architaenioglossa, Ampullariidae.